GCUCUCAAUGGCUUCCUCAUGGCUGUUACAGAGGAUGGCUAUGUUUUCUAUGUCUCUCCCACAGUCCAGGACUACCUGGGAUUUCAUCAAUCAGAUGUCAUCUAUCAGAGUGUGUUCAAACUGAUCCACAAGGAGGACAGAGCCAUGUUCCAGAGCCAGUUUCUCUGGCCUGCAGAUGCAGCACCUGUCAGCAGAGAGGGUGAGCAGGACAUCCACCGGAAAACCAUCCGUAAGUUUUGUCGGUUCCGCUGCCUGCUGGACAAUUCUUCCGGGUUUCUGGAGUUGAAUUUCCAUGGCCAUCUUAAGUUCCUCCCUGGACAGAACAAUAGGUCAGAAGAUGGUAUCCUCAUGUCUCCUCAACGCACCCUGUUUGCCAUUGCAGCACCUUGCCAGCCACUCACCAUCCUGGAGCUCCAAGAUAAAACAUUUCUUUUCCAAACAAAACACAAAUUGGAUUUCACACCUAUAGCCUGUGAUUCCAGAGGCAAGCUGGUCCUGGGUUACAGCGACAGCGAACUCUGCAGGAGGGGCUCCGGCUACCAGCUCAUCCACGCGGCCGACAUGACGCACUGCGCCGAGAACCACGUGCGGCUGAUGAGGACGGGCGAGAGCGGCCUCACGGUGUUCCGGCUGCUCACCAAGGAGGCCGGCUGGCUGUGGGUGCAGUCCAACGCCCGCCUGCUAUUCCGCGGCGGCCAGCCCGACUACAUCGUCGCCCGACAGCGGGCCCUGACGAAUGCAGAGGGGGAGGAGCACCUGCGCAAGAGGGCCCUGCAGCUGCCAUUCAUCUUCACCACAGGGGAAGCCAUCCUGUAUGACAGCAGCCCCCUGAGCCCUGUGACUGCCACCCCAGCCAGGAAGAGGAUCAGGGAGAAAAUGCCCCUGGACACCUGGCUCAGCCAGGUGCUGGUGUUCUGGAUUUUUGCAAAGAACCCGUGA
Messenger RNA from Odobenus rosmarus divergens (Pacific walrus), 939 nucleotides. RefSeq names its product aryl hydrocarbon receptor-like. The record is from RefSeq and is a predicted model, not a curated record. Gene Ontology annotation, molecular function: transcription cis-regulatory region binding; nuclear receptor activity. Gene Ontology annotation, cellular component: aryl hydrocarbon receptor complex; nucleus. Gene Ontology annotation, biological process: regulation of transcription by RNA polymerase II. The annotation marks the transcript as partial. The transcript has 9 exons. Lineage: Eukaryota; Metazoa; Chordata; Mammalia; Carnivora; Odobenidae.